UGUGUGUGAGUGCUUCUGUAUGAAGGUGUGAGUUUAGAUCUUGGAACUUUACACAGGGAUUCAGAAUGACAGAGCCUACAGUUAACACGACCACGGCUCUGAAAAACAGCUCAUACACAACAGAAGUAUAGAGUUGGGGGUAUCAAACUGAUACAGCUCUGGAAAAAAAAUAAGAGCCCACUGCAGAAUAAUGAGUUUCUUCUGUUUUUUUCUUCCAGGUUCAUGUAUUGCCUCCCGUCCAGACUGGUUGUUGUAUGUGGUUCCUUCCAUUGCCUUUGUUUUUGGAUUGUGGCUGUUUUCAAAGAUCUACAGAAGACAGCGUCGCAGAGAGCAGGCACUUCUGCAAGUCGCUGCGCUGAAGAAGGUCAUGAACACAACCUCCACAGGACAACACACUUACACAAGGUACACAAGUCAAAGACCCACCAAAGCAGAGAAAAAGGACUCAAGCAGACUGCAGAACUCCAGCGAAACUCCAGGAAAUCUUAAAAAACAGGAGGCCCAGUCUUAUGAGAACGUCACAGCUGUAAUCUACAGUAAUGAGGAUAAAAUCAACUACUGCGUCCAUCAGGAUGAUGAUUACAUUACUCCUGAUGCAGAUACAGACGAAGUGACAGAAACCGAAAAAUCCAUCUACCUUCAACCGCUUCAGAACUUUUUAGACACCGAUGGAGAGUCGUACGAAAACAUGGAAGGGAGUGUGUAUGCUCAUCCUCGCCAACCCAUAAAAAAGAAUGCACUCAGUGUUGAAGAUGACGAUUAUAUUAAUCCUGAUGGAGAGAACAAACACAACCUCGAACAUACGGACACAGAGUCUUAUGAGAACAUGGCUGGUUUGGCAUGUCCCAACACCAACACACAGACUGUGGAUGAAGGUUGCUAUGAAUGCAUGGACAGAAAACAAAUACAGAGUUAAAACAUGGACUGUACUGAGAUGAUCACGGAUAUAAAUAUCAGUGCCUUCAGGAACCUGGGGUGUAAACAGAGAGAAGGCUGAUGAGCAGAAGUCCAGAUGUUACAACAACCUCACAAUCUCCUUAAUGAGAAAGUGUAUGAAGAGAAACGCUGCCCUCUACUGGCAGGAUGUAAGAUGAAUAAAGUUUUCAGAAUAGAGUUAGUUAGAAGAAUCUCUGCAGGAGCUUCUUUUUAAACCCUGCUAUAAUUCUGUGAAAUAUCAUUUCUCUGUUUUAUGACUUGUGAUUAAUAAAAAUGGAUUACUUGUUAUUUCA
Hemibagrus wyckioides is the source of this 1229-nucleotide messenger RNA. RefSeq lists its product as uncharacterized. Bases 191 to 916 code for a protein of 241 amino acids. NCBI's taxonomy places the organism in Eukaryota, Metazoa, Chordata, Actinopteri, Siluriformes, Bagridae. The transcript has 12 exons. The record is from RefSeq and is a predicted model, not a curated record.